AUGUCACUAAAAAGAGACAAUUCUAGAUCGAAGGGAGGAAACCCCUAUUCUAUUCUUUAUUAAUCAAUUUCACCUCAAUAAGGAAAUUAUGAGGAUUUCUGGACAACAGAAUGA
Messenger RNA from Paramecium octaurelia, 114 nucleotides. The record is from the annotation of a GenBank genome assembly. Lineage: Eukaryota; Ciliophora; Oligohymenophorea; Peniculida; Parameciidae.